Messenger RNA from Parus major (Great Tit), 943 nucleotides. RefSeq names its product required for excision 1-B domain containing (gene REX1BD). The record is from RefSeq and is a predicted model, not a curated record. The coding region runs from base 27 to 479 and encodes 150 amino acids. The transcript has 5 exons. NCBI's taxonomy places the organism in Eukaryota, Metazoa, Chordata, Aves, Passeriformes, Paridae.
CCUGCGCCGUGCGGCCGGGCCGGGCCAUGACGGGCGAGGCCGUGCGGGAGCUGCUGCGGCGGCUGCGGGCGCUGCAGAGCGAGCGGGUCCAGACGUACCGGCUCUUCGAGGAGGGCCACCGGGCGUACCUGAGCAGUGCCCCCCACUAUGACUUCCCACGGUACCGGCAGCUGGUGCACGAGGUCACCGUGGCCUUCAGUGGCAUCUCCCGGGAGGUGCUGGACAUCGCCGGGCGCCUGCGGGACGAGCUCGGCCGCCCCGACCUGGCCCAGCACCUGGCCCGGCUCCAGGAGCGGGAGCAGGAGAAGCUGCAGCUGACGGCGCAGCUGCAGCUGGCCCGGCAGCAGGCACAGGACCAGCCCGAGGUGGACGCCCAUCAGCAGGAGGUUCAGGAACUCAAGCAGAAGCUAAUUAAAACCAUUGAGGCAAUCAGCGAAAUUCUCCAGGACCUUAAGUACGAUUCGGAAGAAGUUGAGUGAUGGGUGUCCCCGUGGGAACGGCUGGAGGGGCCGGGCUGGUGGAACGGGGGCCCCUCUCAUCCCCCACCCGCUCCCGGUGCACCUUGGCAAGGUGGGCAUUGUCCUCUGAGCCCCUUUUGUGCAGCACAGGCUGGAAGGUGUGGGGAAACCCCCUCUGGGAGAAGGUGGGGGUCCCCCUAAAUCCUGAGUAUCCCUCAGCAGAGGGGUCUGGCGUGGGGCUGGUUCCCCUCCCUGUUGUGCCGGGGCUGUGUCGAAGGGAAACCACACCCUGCAGUGCCAAGGGGCUGCCAAACUUCGGCCCCCAUCGUGGUGGGCUCUGUCCCUGCUGCCAGCUGGGGUCCCGUGGGCAACAGCCACCCCAAAAACACAUCUUGGAGCCUGGCUGUGGCCCCAGCCCCACUGCAGCUCCGGUGCUCCACAACUGCUUUUUCUAUGGUCACCCCAAAUAAACCUGUCCCCAUGGA